This is a messenger RNA of Pseudozyma flocculosa PF-1, 1032 nucleotides long. RefSeq lists its product as uncharacterized. The record is from RefSeq and is a predicted model, not a curated record. The transcript has 2 exons. The coding region runs from base 1 to 1032 and encodes 343 amino acids. NCBI's taxonomy places the organism in Eukaryota, Fungi, Basidiomycota, Ustilaginomycetes, Ustilaginales, Ustilaginaceae.
AUGUCGCACGUUCGCGGACGGUACAUUCCCGUGCUGGAGCAGGAGAUGAGGAGGGCGGUUAAGGAACCUGUAGCCGUCUGGAGGCAGGAGUGGGUUCUGCCCGCGUCGUCGGCUGGCGGCGUGGCGGCGGAUGCAGCCGCCGCUUCAGGCAGCACCAAAAACGACGGCGGCCUCAAGAUCCUCAAGUGGGUCAAGACCAACGCCACAGCCGAGUUCCCCGAGGAAGAGGAUCAGGAGUAUGCCGGGCCCAUGGACCUCGACCCAGUCGCCGCGGGAUCGGCACCCGCGGUGACUGUGGCAGCGGCCGCGCCCCUAGCCCCGGUCGAAACCGCAGCCAGCUUGACGGGCGGCGCGGCGGGCGGCUUGGGCAGCAUCGCUCCUCCUGUCGACGCAUCCGCUCUCUCCACCGCUGCCGAUACAGAUGCCACGGCUGCGAACUCUGGGGAGGCUUCGUCGGCAGCACCACAUGCGGCGGCCCCGACAGUUGCGUCUGCGAUCCCUCCACACAUCUCGGGCAUCGACUCGCUCCCCGUCUCGGGAACCGUCACACCCUCCGCCUCGUCCGCGGCCGAGGCCGACACGUCCGGAUCGGCUUUGCCGCCGUCGUCUCUCGAUCCAUCCCAGUCUCAGUCCCGCGACGAGACCCCGCAGGCGCACCCGCAGGUCGCCGGCGAGCUCCAUCCUCCGCCGUCGGGCCUGUCGUACGAGGAUCAUCAAGCGACCGCUGCGACAGAGCAGCCGCAGGCGGAAGACGGCGAUGACAGCGGUGGCAGCGGUAGCGGAGCGGCCGCAAGGAUGGCGGGAGGCGAGCAGGGCAACACGGAGCGAGAAGCGGAGGCUGCGCUUCCACCCUCCGCCGAUGCCAAGGUCGAGGACAUCGAGACGAGAGGCGUCGUCUCAAUCGAACCUGGCACAGACGUGCGCCACGCCGACGACAUCCUGGACACCGAGGCAAGAGUCCAAGAAGUCGGCUCCGAGAACACAGUCGGGCAAGGCCCUGGGGAUGGUGAUGUCUCGAUGGCAGAUGUUUGA